This is a messenger RNA of Aspergillus heteromorphus CBS 117.55, 961 nucleotides long. RefSeq lists its product as uncharacterized. The transcript has 3 exons. Lineage: Eukaryota; Fungi; Ascomycota; Eurotiomycetes; Eurotiales; Aspergillaceae. The record is from RefSeq and is a predicted model, not a curated record. Bases 155 to 901 code for a protein of 248 amino acids.
GAUUUAUUUGUCUUUAAGCUUCACUUCUCCAAAUUUUUGUGCUUCAAGAGGCCGACACUUUCUCCGAGGAAGCUUUUCGGGAAAGUUGAAGGGGAGGAAGGGUCGUCAGAAAGAGAAGGCUGAUGGCAGUGGCAGCUCCAGUGCCCGGAACCAGAUGGCUCUGGCUGCUCCCCAGGUGCCUGUCUUGAAGAAUGAAAACGUGGAUUACUCGACUAGUUCCAACGCAGAAGACGAUGGUCUGGGAGCCAAAGUCAACGGGCCAGAUGGAACCGACAUACCCAGUGGUCAUGCUGAGAGACCAAUUGAUAGAAGCGGAACGACUACAGAUCUCCCUGACGACGCGAAGUCGACUCUAACGCCGACAUCAAUUCACAACGCUCUGUGGGAAAAGGCUUAUGAAAACCUGAAGAAGGAUAGCAAGACGGCGGAGUAUAUGAAUGAAUACGAAGAUAUAGAUUCGAGGGACUUCUUGGAAGAGAGCAUCGACGAUACAACCUCCUCUCGACAAGCAAACGGAAGACUGCCAGGUGACAAGCGACUGCGAUCCAUCAUCGAGAAGGGCCUGCAUAAGGUCGAAACAAAGAAACGCGCAAGCGAAAGGUUUAGUAACGUCUCCAACAUCAUACAGCAUCUCAAGGCCUUCGUUGAUAUCCCUUUGACAAAUAUUCCACAGACUGCGCUACCUUGGGCUGUGGUUUCUUCGACUUUGGAAAUUUUGAUCCAGGCUGGUGAAUUAAUCGAUACCUUUUAUGCUAGGCCUGCGUCGUGGAUCGCACACCAACGGGCGUGUAGAUACCGUGAUCCGAUACACCGUCAUGGACUUUCAUCUGGGACAAUUACGGAGACUCCUGGAAUUUACGAUGGAAUGUUUUACAGAGUGGGAACCAAAUGUUGUAUCUGAUAUGGACUCAACUCGAGGUAGGCUUGAUGGCUUACGGAGGGCAAUUCAAGACCUCAUCGC